AUGGGAGGACUGGGAUUUAGGGAUCUAAAAGAUUUUAACCUAGCACUGCUUGCUAAGCAGCUAUGGAGACUCAUCCAAUACCCGUCUUCACUUCUGGCACGUGUGCUAAGAGGACGAUAUUACCGACAAUCGGAUCCACUAGAGGACCGAAAAAUCUACUCACCAUCUUAUGGAUGGAGGAGUAUGAUGGCGGCCAAGCCGUAUCUCCAAAUGGGAAUCAGGAAGACAAUUGGAUCAGGACUUAACACAAGAGCCUGGAGUGAGCCGUGGAUCCCCGAUGAAAGAGCUCGACCCCCAAGAGCUGCCCCUCAGAUCGGUUUUCAGGAACCAGGAAUGCAUAUGGGAUCGGAUAAACAGUGCCCCCGCUGUGGGAACCCUGAAGAAUCUAUUAACCACCUCCUGUUUUUAUGUCCCCCGGGCUUACAAGUCUGGGCGUUAUCGGACUUUCCGUCCCUUCCGGGUCUCUUCCCGAGCACUUCUAUUUAUCAAAAUAUGAGUUUCCUCUUUUGGAAUACAAAAGAGUUAUGCAUGAUAGAUCCACAAAAGGAUUUUUAUCCUUGGAUUCUGUGGUAUAUUUGGAAAGCGAGGAAUGACAAGAUCUUUGACGGGAAAGAAACCUCCCCCGUAGACACUUUGAUCCACGCCAAGAUUGAAGCGGAAAGCUGGAAGACUGCAAACGAGCCGAAAGACGUUGAAGAGGCUGCAUUAUCGCCUUCCCCCAGUCCUUCGCUCCGGACCUCUCCUCUAGAUGACCAGCGGUUCCCAACUUGCCAGGUGGAUGCAUCCUGGAUAGGUAAUAGUCUGGUUAGUGGUCUUGGAUGGAGCCUAAAGGAGGAAGAGAGUGGUGAAGUCUUUGGACUUCAAGGCUGCCGUCGAAGUCUCUCAGCUCUUCACGCCGAGCUGGAAAGCCUCCUGUGGGCUAUGUCAUGUCUGAUAGAUAGAGGGGUCUUAUAUGUGCAUUUUCAGUCCGACUGUUUGGACUUGAUAAGUAUGACAGAAUCGCCAUCGGACUGGCCAUCCUUCUUAUCAGAGUUAGAAGUCUUCCAAAACCUCCGAGGAAACUUCGGGAUCUUCACUCUCUCCCACAUUCCUAGAAUUUUGAAUACUCGAGCGGAUACUCUAGCAAAAGGAGCUCGAGCGAAAGGCAUUAUCUUUUUCCAAAUCAUUCAUAACGAGCCAAUGACGGGAAGUUUUUCGAAUCAACCUUUAAAUUGGCCAAUUGUGAUGUAA
Eutrema salsugineum is the source of this 1230-nucleotide messenger RNA. RefSeq lists its product as uncharacterized. Gene Ontology annotation, molecular function: nucleic acid binding; RNA-DNA hybrid ribonuclease activity. Lineage: Eukaryota; Viridiplantae; Streptophyta; Magnoliopsida; Brassicales; Brassicaceae. Bases 1 to 1230 code for a protein of 409 amino acids. The transcript has 2 exons. The record is from RefSeq and is a predicted model, not a curated record.